Messenger RNA from Melopsittacus undulatus (budgerigar), 2831 nucleotides. It is a transcript of the gene FOXQ1, whose product is annotated as forkhead box Q1. Gene Ontology annotation, molecular function: RNA polymerase II cis-regulatory region sequence-specific DNA binding; DNA-binding transcription factor activity, RNA polymerase II-specific. Bases 779 to 2005 code for a protein of 408 amino acids. NCBI's taxonomy places the organism in Eukaryota, Metazoa, Chordata, Aves, Psittaciformes, Psittaculidae. The transcript has a single exon. The record is from RefSeq and is a predicted model, not a curated record. Gene Ontology annotation, biological process: cell differentiation; regulation of transcription by RNA polymerase II; anatomical structure morphogenesis.
UUGCUUCUCCACCCACCACCCUUUCAGAUCUUUGUCCUGGCUCCGCCUCUCGCCGGCGUUAUAAUGGGCUGGUCUGAAAGUGGUGGAGAGGCACAGAACCACAGGGGAAGGGAGAGAUAAUGACAAUAACACUAAUAACCCUAAUAACCCUGCUGCUGCCCGUGCCUCAGCGAGAAGUCAGCCCGGCGUCCCGGCACUGACGGGGCCGAAGCCGGAGAGACAGGACGUCCCCAGAGAACUCCCUGCGCCGGAGAAGCGCCGGACGGUAACAUCGGCAGCGUCCUGAGGAGUACCAGGCGAGGGGGGACCCAGAGAGGAAACUGCUCCAGCACUCUCCUGCUCUCUCCGGCACCGCAGGGACCUCUUCGCCCCUCUCCUCCGACCCAUGAAGCAGCUGGCGUAACGACCGAGAAGGACAAACGGGGGCGGAAAGAGAGCGAGCGCCCCGGUGGGGGAGAAGGAGGUGGAAGCCGGAGGAAGCGCCCCGUUCUCCGCCUCGCCGCCGCAGGCGGCAGGGUACCGACGCCUGUCCUCGGCGUCCCCCGGGAGGGAAAGGUCCAGUCGCCUGCCAGCUAUCCCGGGCGGCCGGGUGAGGCGGGCGCGGAGCCCCGCUGCCCUGUGCUGCCUGCCACCGCGGAGCUGUCCACGCCGGGGCGGGUGCAACCCCCCGCGGGUCACCUAGCUGCUCCUCGCCGCCCCUUGAGGCCGCGCCGACGGACAGGGGUCGCUCCCGCUCAGCGGAGCCGCCGGGUGCGGGGGGGCCGCCGGCACCGCCGCCAUGAAGCUGGAGGUGUUCUCGCAGCACUACGAGGACAAGCUGAGCGCCGGCAGCGAUCAGGAAGGUAGCGGCUCCCUCUCCCCGGCGCCGGCUGAGAGCGAGCUGGGCUCGGACGGUGACUGCGCCGCUAAUAGCCCUGGUGGCGGGGCCGGGCGGCCAGGGCAACCCCCGCCACCACCCCCCGCCUCGCAGCCGCAGCAGCCGCCUCCGGGCGAGAGCGGCAAGGGGAAGCCCUACACGCGGCGGCCGAAGCCACCCUAUUCCUAUAUCGCGCUGAUCGCCAUGGCUAUCCGCGACUCGGCCGGCGGCCGCCUCACCCUAGCCGAGAUCAACGACUACCUGAUGAGCCGCUUCCCCUUCUUCCGCGGCGCCUACACUGGCUGGCGCAACUCGGUGCGCCACAACCUCUCCCUCAACGACUGCUUCGUCAAGGUGCUGCGCGACCCGGCGCGGCCCUGGGGCAAGGACAACUACUGGAUGCUCAACCCCAGCAGCGAGUACACCUUCGCCGACGGCGUCUUCCGCCGCCGCCGCAAGCGCCUCAGCCGCGCCGCCCCGCCGCCGCAGCCCGCCCGCCCCGCCGCCGCCCCACCGCCGCCGCAGGAGGCGGCCGGAACGGGCGCCGCGUCCCCCGGCGGAUCCCCGCGGUGCUGCUGCGCCUCCUCGCCCUGCAACUGCGGGCCGGGCACCGCAGCCAAGGAAGCAGCAACGGCGAGCGGCGGGGCGGCGGCGGGCGGCAGCGGCACCAAGUUCUCCAGCUCCUUCGCCAUCGAGAGCCUGCUGCGGCGGCCGGCGGGGCCCCGCGCCGCCCAGCAGCAGCCGCCGCCGAGGCCCGCCCGCCUCCUCUGGCCGGCGCCGCCCGCGGCCCCGCACCUGCUGCCCGGCCCCUACCCGCUGCUCCCCUACCCACCUGCCGCGCAGCCCCCGUCCGCAGCCGCUGCCCUGUACGGCGGAGGGCUCCUGCAGCUCUGCGCCUACGGGCUGGGCGAGCCGCCGUCGCCACUGCUGCUGGGGGGCGGCCGGCAGGCGCUGUCCCAGGGCGAGCCAACGCCGGCGGAGCGGCCCCGGGCGCCGCUCUUCCCCGUCGGCCUCCCCAAGGGCGGGCGGGGGCCGCCGCCCGGUUCCCCGCUCUACGGGCCCCUCCGGCUCGCUGGGCCGCUGCAGCCGGCGGCGGCGGGGGGCUCGGCCGCGUUCCACCCGUACGCUGUAGAGACCCCCCUGGCUUGACGGAGCCCCCCUUCUCCCCUGCGAGGGGCCCGCCCGGGGAGGCGGGGAGGGGGGAAGGAGGAGGCUCUGGAUCCCGCACUUUAACUCCAGAGGCGACCAAAGCCUCCAAGCAAAAGCCUCGGUGACUGUGCCUUAGUGACAUGACAGUGGGGUUAACUUAAACCAAAAAAAAAAAAAGGAGGAAAAAAAAAAUCAGAAAAUCCCCAAACAACUGUCGGUUUGGACAUAGCCAUGAGCCUCAAGUGCUUCUUACUGUUCGUUGAGACUACUUGACUUCGGCCACUCCCUCGCCACUUGCUCGCCACCCUCCCGUUUGCCCCUGCACCUCCUGCCACCAAAGCCUUGGGCAGCCGCUCAGGGGUGCGCUGUGCGCCUGGGGGUUUGGCCGGAGGGGCGGGGGGCUCCUGCCGGUGCGAGAAAGAGAGGGGGCCGGGGGCUGCUGCAGAGCCGUAGGUCUGUACUGCAAAGCAAUGCAUCACUGUGCCAAAAGAAACCUUUUCUCCUCUCCGGCAACUAGCAUUUCGUGGGAAGGGAGAACAUUAAGUUAUUUAUAAAAGUAGUGUUUUUAACACAAAGAGAGUGCAGCUUUUUUAAUUAAUUAUUGUUCUGGGAGGUUGGGGGGCGGAAUGGGGCAAGGGCUCAAAGAAAUGUCAGGCGUUGCCUCCUGUGCUGGUUGGCGUUGUACAUUUAAGGCCAAGACCGCCGCUACUGGAAAGAGAAGAGUAAUUUUGGUUUUCGUAUUUUUGUGUUUGUAUAUAAUGUACGUGCGUGUGCAUUUUAUUGACGCUCGACCACCCUCUUUCCCCCUUCUGUUUUUUUUUUCUUU